Molecule: messenger RNA, 1014 nt
Organism: Diaporthe amygdali
Lineage: Eukaryota; Fungi; Ascomycota; Sordariomycetes; Diaporthales; Diaporthaceae
Exons: 2
Coding region: 1-1014 (337 amino acids)
Source: RefSeq, a predicted model, not a curated record
AUGGCCAGACGACAAGACAACAUGAUAUCAUUGGGACCUCUGCCUGGCGCCGAGGUGGUUCGUCUGCUGGUCGGUCCGAGCCAACGAGAAUUUACAGUUCACAAGAAGCUCCUGUGUGCUUCCAGCUCCUUCUUCCGGUAUAGCCUGGAGAAUGUAGACUCGGUCCCAAGUUCACCCGACAGUGAGCUGUCGAUGUCUGCCGGAGCUCAUCAUGACCGGAUUCUUUGGCUUUCAGAGGAGUGUCCUGAGAUGAUGGACCUAUUCAUCCUCUGGCUGUACCGGCGCAACUCAUUCCGAUCUCUGCUGGAGCAGAUGAUAUCGACCGUGGCUGUUCAGAUCACACCAGCUAACAAAGCCAAGAUUCAAGCGAGCAGACGAGCACUUCACUGGAACAUUGUGAAGCUGCACAUGUUCGCUGCCGUCAUUCGGCUAUCCGCCCUCCAGGACAUCACCAUGGACGCCAUACAGGAUAUGUACCUCCGGUGUGACUGGGACGUCUCGAUUCCCUUCGUGCGUCACCUCUACGAGGAGUGCUCUCGCGAGCAAUCUUUCCGCCUCCGAAAGUGGACCGUCGCAAUGCUGGCCUGGACGCUGAGCAACGGCGGCGGGGACCCCCUUUCAUACAACGAGCUGUUCGCCGAGUUUCCAGAAUUGGGGGGCGACUACACCAAGCACAUGGAAAAGAUGGUCGACAGCAGAGCCAACAUCUGUGUGAAGAACCCACAGCUGAGGCUGCCUCGCAACAGGCUCAAGAACGACGAACGCAACUUCGGCUUCCGACAGUGCUCCUUUCACAGCCAUCGAUCCACCGUUGGAGAGGGAAGAUGUCCUUAUGCUGUGGAGCAGCAGUCAGUAAUGAGCCCCGUGACCGAAAAAGGCUUUGAGGUCAUGUCGCCUCAGACUUCGCCAGUUGAAGCAAAAGCCUCAUCGUCCAGGCAUCGUCCUUCACAUAGUCGGCUCAAGAGCCGUGGUUCAGCCAUUUGGACUGUGCCUGAAAGUGCCGACGAGACUUGA